Messenger RNA from Ostertagia ostertagi, 612 nucleotides. The record is from the annotation of a GenBank genome assembly. Lineage: Eukaryota; Metazoa; Nematoda; Chromadorea; Rhabditida; Trichostrongylidae.
GUAGUGAAUCCCAACCACUGCAUUGAGGAAUGGAUAGACGACCGAGUUGACGUUGUAUUUUAUGAACGCUUCUUCAAUUGGGAAAUUGCUGCCUCUAGUUUCUUGAUCCGCAAUAGUGAAUUUGGAAGAAGUUUUCUGAAGGGCUGGGCAAAUCGCGAAUUUACGCUCCACAACAAAUGGCAUGGCUCUGACAACGGAGUUCUCCAUUUCAGCUCUCAUGUCAUAGACACUGUGUUCCCGAUCGUGCAGGAGAGGGCCAACUGCUACAAAGAAUGGCGCAGUGCAACAAGUUAUGAAACCUACAUAGCUCUCGUGUCAUGUGCAAAGCAGGUAAUUGGAGCAACAAGAUUAUGGCCAGGAAAGCUUCGAAUAUACAGAAGAGCUCAUGGAUGGGCUCGAGACUAUUUCUUGCCCGCAGCGCAAGUGGUACGUACGAGCGACUUCAUGUUUCACCUAAUGAAAUCGAAUAAUAUCAGUGAUGAGGUUAACAUCUUCACAAAAAUGCCGGUUCUCGAAUCUUGUGGUAUUGGACUGAAUGGAUGGCAUUGGGAUUUAAUCGAAGCGAACGAACCUUCAGGAUGUGAAAGAAUCACUGGCAUAUAUGGAGCAUGA